GGAAAGAAAUUUCUCCCAUUUGCCUCCCGAGAUUCUCAAUGUUAAUUGCGUUUUGUGUGAUGAGAAUAGAUUAGUUAGUGUUAAAGCUUUGUGUUUCUUCCGUGUGGAAUGGAACUGUGUUUUUAAGUUUUUGCUGAGAAGUGAAAGUCAGUGUUUUUUUUUUUUUUUUAAUUCUGAUAUUGGUUGUGGAAAUAUUCAUUUAUUUUUCCACCAUUUAGUGAUCAUUACUGGAGGAAAAACGUACGGAAAUAAAAAAAGUCUGCUGAGUGAAAAUUGAUAAUAACGGGACAUAUGUUUUGGAAGUGAAGUUAAUAAUAGUCCUGAUUAAUUAAAAUACAUUUAGCAAUUGUGAUACAGUUCUGAAGUGAUAAGAGUUUAUUUUUCAUCUGGAUAUAUAUAUAUAAAUUUCUAAGUACAUGCGCAUAUACAAGUAUAUAUAGCAACAUGUACUAGAGUGUAUUAGAUAGUUGUGAAAAAAGGUGUGAGGAAGUAUCAUACUAUAGGAAUUCAUUAAUCUAUUCCUGACCAGGAGGAAUAAAUGGGUUUGUUAAAAAACAAAUGUGAAUGCUAAACGUUUAAGCAUUGAAUGAUAAUUUAUUUCUUCAUUAACAGUUUUGUAGUCAUCAAAUAGGAGAGGUGUGUUGAAAUAAAAAUGACUGUGUGAAAAAUAGUGAAUUUCUUAAUAGGUCGCAAUAUAUUUAUAGAAAAUUGAUAAUUAUAUGUCUGCGUUUGUUUAAAACGUUAAAAGUGGACUAUAUUAUGACACGGAACAGUGUAUGCUGUGAGGUUCGCGUGGAUUUACAUUUUCUGUGAGACUCGAUCAAGAUUUCACCAUGCUAACGAAAGUUCUGCCCACCAUUCAAGAGGAGUUUAAAUCUCGGGGUAACGGAUUCAAACAAGGGGAAUCACUCGGUUCCUCCGAAAGGGAGAGCGAAGAUGAAAUCAGAGAUCCCCUGGGCUCCGGUGACACAGGGAUGGACAUCAACAGCCAUUUUACACCAAUACGCAAAGCAGAAAUGACCCAGUCCCCCCUAACCUCGCCAGUGGUGGAGCGCCGCCCCAUCCCCACCAACAUCUUCAACGACCCCCACCUCCAGCAAGGCCUGGCCAAAAUCAAGCACGAGCAGGAGCUCCAGCACCAGUUGCUGAUUCAGCACUACCAGCAACAGCAGCACCAGCUAGCACAGGAGCACGAGAAACAGCUACAGGACCAUAUCAAGAUUCGAACAGAGGAGCAGUACUUUAAGCAGUUGGUCUUUAUGCAGAAGCAACAAGAGUUGCUGGAGCAACAAAAAAUUAAGAUGCAGGAGCAACAUCGCAUGGAGAAAGAAAUAAUGGAGAACGAGAGACUGGAACAGAUCAAAAACAAAAAGGACGGAGAACAGAGUGCUGUUGCUUCAUCAGAGGUCAAGGCCAGAUUGCAAAACUUUGUGCUGAACAAGAAACAGCGCGAAGCCUCUGCCAGAAACUCACCACCCGCCUUACGAUGGGGAGUGGACCAAAGUUCCCCUCCCCAGGGAAUCUCCCCUCCCUACGCCUCUCAUCUCCUGGGCAAAUACGAGGAUUUUCCACUCAGGAAAACAGCCUCCGAGCCAAACUUGAAGGUGAGGUCUGCGCUAAAACAAAAAUUAGAAAGCCAGCGACGAAUCACCCACAGCCCAAUUCUACCCCGGAAGAACAAAUUUGUCAAACGGAAGCCCCAGCUUUCAUUGGACUGCAGCAGCAACUCCGACUCUGGACCAAACUCCCCACCCGCUGGACUUCACGCCUCAAUGGUUAAUGGCAGCAUGGCUUCCAAAGAGCAUGAUGGAAGCAGCUACCCCUUUUCGUUGUAUCGCUCCAUGGUGUACCACGCCAAUGAUUUGUACCCAUCCCCAUCAAUGCCGAACAUAUCCCUGGGACGCCCCGCAUCAUCAUCUGGUAAUUCUAGUUCUCCGGAGGCAGAUCUCCGUAGUCUCAAUCAUCCACCUCGCGGGCUGCCCGCACACCUGGGCGGUUACCCAAUUUACCCAGUCACAGGACAUGAAGUUGAUCUCUCAAACCCCUCCAACCCUGCCUUCCUCUCGGCCCAGAUAAAGGCGCUAGAGGAGGCCCGCAAUCAGGCCAAACUGGGUCAGUCCAUCCCAUACUCCUCUCUGCAGGCCGUGCCUGGUAGUGCCGCCUCAGAGGCUCGGCAAGCUAGGAUUCAUGGGCGACACAAGCCCCUCAACAGAACCCACUCAGCCCCCCUCCCGAUCGGCCACCCCUUCUUACAGCAAACCUACUUGAUGCAACAAGCAGCGGCAGCCGCUGCAGCAACCGGGGACCACGGAGGCAACAUGUCGUCCGAGCAAAUAAUGAAGGACAAGAUGUUCGUGAAGCAGCACAUCCGGCAGGCGGUGUUACAGAGGGUGGGCAGCAAGUCUCACAUGGAGAACGUGGACGAAGAGACCGAAGCCAGACUCGCUCAGGAGAUGCGUGAAUCUCGGGAGCAGAUGAAUGAAGAGAUGCGGGAGAGGAUGGAGGAGUCGUACAUUGAGGAGAAGGAGAUGCAGUUGAACCUGAAGCCCCGACACAAGGGGCCUUCCCAUCACCGACCACUGGCCCGCACCCAGUCUAGUCCGCUGGUCCUGUCCAUCCCACCCCCAGAGCCCCAGGAACCCACCCCCAUCUCAUAUAGAUACACCACAGGUAUUGCCUAUGAUUCAAUCAUGCAGAAACACGAGUGUACGUGUGGUAAUCAUGCUAACCAUCCCGAGAACGCCGCUCGCUUACAGAGUAUCUGGUCACGACUACAGGAGACGGGCCUCGUCAACCGGUGUGAAAAAAUCAAAAGUCGUCGGGCGACGAUUGAAGAGCUUCAAAGUUGUCAUUCAGAGCUUCAUACGAUACUAUAUGGCACCAACCCCAUGCAUCGACAUAGACUUCUUGAUCAUGUUCAAUUUUGCAUACUGCCUUGUGGAGGAAUAGGAGUUGACUCUGACACAGUGUGGAAUGAAAUGCAUACAUACACAGCGGUCAGGAUGGCUGCAGGAUGUGUCACGGAGCUAGCAUUAAGAGUUGCUAACAAGGAUCUGAAGAAUGGUUUCGCUGUGGUUAGACCGCCUGGACAUCAUGCAGAAAUGAGCACACCAAUGGGAUUCUGUUAUUUCAAUUCUGUUGCCAUAGCAGCCAAACAGCUAAAAGAGAAAUCAAAAGUGAACAAGAUCUUGAUUGUGGAUUGGGACGUUCACCAUGGCAACUCCACCCAGCAAAACUUUUUCAAUGACCCCAAUGUGUUGUACAUAUCUAUUCAUCGCCAUGACAAUGGGAACUUUUUCCCUGGGACCGGUAAUCCAACGGACUGUGGAUCAGGGGACGGCCUUGGGUUCAAUGUCAACAUUGCGUUUGGGGGAGCCCUCAAUCCUCCCAUGGGGGACGCAGAAUACCUAGCUGCCUUUAGAACUAUUCUGAUGCCUAUCGCCAAGGAGUUUAACCCCGACAUUGUGUUGAUUUCGGCUGGAUUUGAUGCAGCCAUAGGUCACCCUCCCCCACUUGGAGGUUACAAUGUCUCCUCAGCAUGUUUUGGUCACAUGACCCGCGAGUUGAUGUCUCUAGCAGAUGGUAGACUGGUUCUGGCCCUAGAGGGAGGUUACGACCUGCCGUCAAUCUGUGAUGCCACAGAACUCUGUAUUAAAGCUCUUCUUGGAGAUGAGCUACCCCCGGUGAAAGAAGAAGAAUUGUGUAGAGCCCCUUGCAAACCAGGGCAGGAAACUCUUGAGGAAACAAUUAAAAUACAGGCUAAGCACUGGCCCUGUGUCCAGAAAUAUUUAGGGACCAUUCAUUAUUCGUUGAUGGAGGCGCAAAAGCGAGAGAUGGAGGAAGCAGACACGGUUACAGCGCUGGCGUCGUUGUCAAUGGUGGCUGCCAAACAGAGCAUGUCCGACGAAUCUUCAGAACCAAUGGAAGAAGACAAGUCUUAACCGUUGUGUACAAACUGUUACCAUGGAAACAAGCACACACAUCAACUCAAGCAUGCAGCUGAUGGAGAUCACAUCUCCGCUGUGUUGUGGAUUAGCUCCUUGUUGCUAUAAAUAGAACUGUCCGCAGGUGGUUGUCUGUUUUGAUGUUACGAGAUUUCAGUGACCAUAUUCACUGCCAAGAAAGGACGCCAGUCAGAUGAACGUAGCCGCAGGUCAUUUGAAUGCUUUUGGUUGGUUCCCGACGCAGAAUGCACAAAGCCUUAAUUCUGGAUUGGUUCGGGAGUCCGAGGAAGAGUAAUCGGUGUUCGGCAAUUAGAUGCCAUGGAAAGCUUGACCAAGAUACAGAGACUGCGAUAUUAUAUGUACAUGUUGAAAAAUAAGAAAGAUUUUGAAGUGUCUGUAGCAUUGAGAAGUAUUUAUGAAUAUAUUUAUAUACAGUUGUAUACAUGUAUCAUAAAUAUGUCUAUAGGAUUCUAAGGAAGAAAUUGUUGAGAGAAACUCUUUUUUUGUGAUUUAGAUGUUUAAAGAGAUAGACUGUCUUUAUUUUUAGGGUCCUGUGAUAUAUGACUUAGAAAAGGAAACUUGAUGCCAGGUGUAUUUAUUUCGUUGGUCAAUAUUUGAUAAUUAAUAAACAGGUGUAAAAUAUUCAUCGUCAGCAAUGACCCAGUUUUUGUCUUGUCUUUUUUGCAGCAGAAUGUGUAUUUUUACUUGUUGUCAUUUAUUUCUGUGAAGUAUUUUUCAUGAGAGAGAAAAAAAAAGAAGAUAUUUUGAAAUGAUAUAUUCAAUUUUUUUCUUUUUCUUUCAAUUCAUUGUCUUCAUUUUAGAUUUAUCAAUGGCAUGACAUAUCUUUUAUAAACAUUUUCAUCAUGCGCAUGUUUGGAGCAACAGUUGUCUAUAUUAGUUCUUUUUUUUUUAAUCAUAUGGGCCAAACAAGGUUCAACUUUUUUUACCUUGGCAUAAAUUCAAGAGGAAUAUUUCAGGUAAAUUUUGACCUUUGACCUUUUUAUUGUUCAGUGCCUGUGGCAGUUAAGAGCAAUCAAAUUUUUUGGAUAUUUUUCACCAAUUUCCUUUUUCUUCAACAUUGUCCUGUCAUGGGCAAACAUAUUUUAACCAUACUGAUGAACUGUAAAAACAAGAUGAAUAUCAUCCCCAGCACAACCAGAAUUGAUUGGUGUGCAUUUGUUCUUCAUGUAAUGUUGAAAAAAAAUAAAAUGUUAUUUAUCAAAUUUCAUAUCAUCAUGAAAAAAGUAUUUUUGUUGGUGCAAAAAAAUCUUAACCAAUCAAAUCAUAUUUUUGUUGUUGAAAGAAAACAUUUUGUCAUAUUUGUAAAUGACCAAUCAGAUCUGGUUUUGCAAGUGCUGGGAAUUCUUUUUGACCAAUCAGAUUUGGUUUUAUGUCUGUAUUUGUUGUUAAGCCUUGUGAUACUCCAUACUAUUGUUAUUGUGAGCAGCAAUAUUACUGGUUCUGUCAGAUGGUAGUCAUGACGCUUUACUGUACUUGUUAUCAACAAUAAAGACUAAAUCAAAAUG
Messenger RNA from Magallana angulata, 5470 nucleotides. RefSeq names its product histone deacetylase 4-like. The record is from RefSeq and is a predicted model, not a curated record. Lineage: Eukaryota; Metazoa; Mollusca; Bivalvia; Ostreida; Ostreidae. The transcript has 25 exons. Gene Ontology annotation, cellular component: histone deacetylase complex. Gene Ontology annotation, molecular function: histone deacetylase activity. Bases 834 to 3941 code for a protein of 1035 amino acids. Gene Ontology annotation, biological process: chromatin organization; negative regulation of transcription by RNA polymerase II.